Messenger RNA from Cryptotermes secundus, 2859 nucleotides. RefSeq names its product immunoglobulin domain-containing protein oig-4. NCBI's taxonomy places the organism in Eukaryota, Metazoa, Arthropoda, Insecta, Blattodea, Kalotermitidae. The transcript is spliced from 4 exons. The coding region runs from base 1649 to 2131 and encodes 160 amino acids. The record is from RefSeq and is a predicted model, not a curated record.
CUUCAUCUUUACGUCUGCUGUCUGUCACUCCGCUCUCAGUUCAGAGAGUUUACAAUAUCCCUCAACCACAAUGUCUGAAGGAUUUAGUUCCGCUGAUGCAGUGAUGUCACAGUGAACGUAAACAUGUAAACACUAAGAAGAGUGCAAAUCAAAUGCAAGAGUCAUCAGGGUAUUAAACUUAUCUCAGAAUAUCUCUGAAGCAGAGAGCCAAAUAAGGAGAUGUUCUCUUUUAUUCAUCUGUAAUAUAAAGAACAGAACAAAUUAAAGUUUAAAGUUUAAUCAUUUCAUUAAAAAAAGUGGGAAUAAGGAUUCAAACUGCUUCCAAAAACUCUACUGAAAUACUUGCAUGUCACUUUCACAGCAAUGGAUACCAAACAUAAAGGUAAGAGUACAGAGAAAAUUUCAUAGUACCUUCACGUAUUUUAUAUUCCGUUUGUGGUAAAAACGAGGAAAGUCACAUUUUCAUGCAUAUUACAUUCAUUAGCCUAAGUCAGCCAGCUCAUACGCUGUAAAACUGAGAUAUAAGUUUAGCCCCCAUCUGGGCUCUGGUGUCAGUUCAUAUCACACCUGCACUCUCAAAAUUUCUACAUACAUCUCACAUUUCACACUCCAAAUUUCCUGUUCACUUCGGUCUUCUAACAACCUCUUGAUCCUUACAUCCAUAUGCAUCCCCAAAACAAUCUCUUAGCUCUAUGACAAUGUACAUCACUGCUAAUACAAAGUCUGCUUGUGGCUCCUACCUUUAAACAUUCAAGUUCUAUACUUAACAAAUCUCUUUUCCAAAGAUCCAUUUUAAUAUUAUCCUAUCCCAUUGUCAAAAUUACAGACUCUAUGUUUUUUUCCUGAAGAAGGUGAAGGUUACAAAGCAAGCAACUAAAUUCCCUACUGACAUGGAACUCAAUGUAAAUCACCAUGUUCCAAAAGCCACUGGCUGAACCUUAUACUGAGCCAGUUCAAUCUAAUUUACAUUUAUACAAACCAGCUCUGACCUCAUUGAGGCUAAUUUUCAUAUCAUCCUAUCUAUACCAAGGUCUCGUAAGUGUUCCCUUCCAUGUUAUGACACCGUGUGGCCUGGAAAAUGGGUACCAACAUUUUGAAAGAACAUGCAGACCUGAAGAUGGAAACAGUGUGCUCCUCUGAAACAUUGGUACCCACCUACCCCAGAGACCACAACAGGAAUCUUCAGUAUCAUGAAAACAUCAAACUGCAUGUGUCUCUUCCCAGGAGCCUCCCCCAAGAAAAGUGGCACUGAACAUUGCAAUGAAACGACUAAGUGACCCUGCUUCAUAUGCGAGAAGUCAUAGGCUCAACUCCAGGCACAGAGGCUACCUAUCCUGACCAAGCCUGUCUGCAGUUCUGGGGCCACACCCACUUCCAACCAUAAGUUACAACUAAUCUCCCAUCUAACACGACAAAGCCCAAGAAACACAAAUCCCAUUAACUGCCACAAUACUACAGAGAUACAAGUCAGACAGACAGAUCCAUUCAGUUGGUUCCCUGUGGAAAAGGAAGGACUUCAUUAAGCCAAUGGUGAGAGUGUGGUGACCCUCAUGCAUAUUAAGCACAGACAGAGCAACGGCUACACACAGCAGGAGGAGACCUACAUCGGAGACUUGCACAAGCCAACCAUUAACUGGCUGAACCAACAAUGAGAGUCAGGAAUGUGAAAGGGAUGCUGCUAGUGAUCUUGCUGCUCAGCCUCGGAGCGCAGGGACGCAGGGGCAGGGGUCGAAGCAGGCCAAAGAGCAGGAUGCAGAUCGGUCUUCCGAUAACGGGGAAGUAUCGGGACCAAGAUUCCGACCAGUAUUACAACAACAGUGAUGGAGCCAAGAUUUUGCUGGCAUCUCACUUUGACUAUGAAUACAUGUUGGGCCACAAGAUAGUGUUUGUCUGCGUGGCUAAGGGCACCCCUCGGCCUCACAUCACCUGGUUCAAAGACAGCAUUGAGCUUUAUGCACACUCCAACCUACAUGUCCAUGAAUGGAAAAUCAAGCCAGACAAAGUUAAGUCAAAGCUCGAGAUCGACCCGGCUGCACAGAUGGAUGCAGGACUGUACGAGUGUACUGCAGACAACAAGUAUUCUGUUGAUCGGCGAAGUUUCAAGACAGACUUCAGCAUUGCCUUCGACUGACUCUUCCCCCCUCUGCCCCACCUGCACACAUCCACACCAUUUCCUUGUCUCACAUAUAUUUCAAGUUAGGGUUUUAAAGCUCAACUGUAAAUCACAUUUAAGAGUAACAAAUGACUGUCGUGUUCUUCAAGACUGCAAAAUAUCAAUUUGCAAAGAUAACCUGCCACUGGGCCAAUUCAAUCCAUUCCACACAAUCAAAACAGGUUACUUAAAAUCGAUAUUUAAUAUUACUUUCUGGUAUCCAGUAACAGGAUAUUUAAACCAGACUUCCUCACAAAAAUUGUGUUGGUGUAUUCAACUGCACAGAAUUGUGUAGAAUGUUACAAUAGUCAUGAAUUCAGAAGAUCUGGAAGGAAGUUAUCAUGGCCCAGUUUGAGGCACUAUUCCUGCCUCUGCCAAGAGGGACUGAGGAAGAUAAUGAAAAUCCACAGUUAAGGUAGCCAGUUUUGAGGCCAUGAUAUGAACCACACAGCUCCUGACACCACAAUGUUUGGUAGAGUUUUCCUGCUUCCUGUAGAGCCCACUGUAUAACUGCAGCUUCAGAGAGUGAACACUUCCCCUCCCGUCUUCACAAUCCGCUGUGUAAUGCAGGCUCCAGGUUAAACUGGCAGCCUUCAGGUGUUCAAGUCACUGCCUAACUUCCUAGCUUACAAUUCUAUUUAAUACAAUUAAGCACACAACCAAAUGUCACAAUCUAUGAGCAUGAAAUAAAUGAUGUCUACAGACAA